GCGAGCCAAGAUGGAGCGCGGCCGCUGAGAUCCCGCCGGGGGCCGAUAUCCGCCGUCAUCCGCCGCGCCGACCGCGGCUCCGCGCCUUGCUCCGCCUGCCCGCGGCUGCCGCCGGCUCGCAGCGACUCGGCGAGGGUUGUAUCGAGCGGAUCGCGCCGGGUUCGGGGGGUCCGGUGAGGCUCCGAAGAAGGGACCCCCCCCUCCCUCCCCACUCCGCUUCUCCCGGUGCCCUCCGCCUUCCCCCGUUACAUCCCCUCAGAGCGCGCCGCCAUUUUCGCCGCGCCCGUGGAUGUGAGGCCGCGCGAGGGUCCCGGGACCGCCGCCGCCGCUGCCGCCGCUUGAGGAGGACGAAAAGGGGAGGGGGCUCCCGGCAAGACCCCCCUCCCCGGCCGCCGGGGAUGCGCUGACGGUGGGGGGGCCCCCACCGGGCCGGGAGCGGCGAAGCUUUGGCCGGGCAAAGUGGGGGGGUCGUCGGAGGAGACGGCGGGAGGAGGAGGAGGAGGAGGAGGAGGAGGAGACGAAGGCCGGCCGGGCCCGCGGGCCGCGCACGCAGCCGCCGGGAUGUUGCAGAAUGUGAAUCCCCAGAGCAAGAUUCUGGGGGAGGGCAACGCCGGCCUCAUGGCCCUCGCCACGGACUCGACCCCCGGCAAACGGAUCCGGAAACCUUCGCUGCUCUACGAGGGCUUCGAGAGCCCCACCAUGGCCUCGGUGCCUUCCCUUCCCAAUCCCCAGGUGAAUCCUCCUCCUCCGGAGGUUUCCAAUCCCAAAAAACCGGGCAGGAUCACCAACCAGCUCCAGUACCUGCACAAGGUGGUGAUGAAAGCCCUCUGGAAGCACCAAUUCGCGUGGCCCUUCCGCCAACCCGUGGACGCCGUCAAGUUGGGGUUGCCGGAUUAUCACAAAAUCAUCAAGCAGCCCAUGGAUAUGGGAACCAUCAAGAGACGUUUGGAGAAUAAUUAUUAUUGGGGAGCAGCCGAGUGCAUGCAGGACUUCAACACCAUGUUCACCAACUGCUACAUCUACAACAAGCCCACGGACGACAUCGUGCUGAUGGCGCAGACGCUGGAGAAGCUCUUCCUGCAGAAGGUGGCGCAGAUGCCGCCGGACGAGCAGGAGCUCGUCGUGCCCCUGGCCAAGAACAGCCACAAGAAAGGGGCGGCGCGGGCAGCAGCUCUCCUGGCCGGGCUGACCGGAGGAGCUCAGCAGGUCCCGGCCGUGUCCUCGGUGUCCCAACCCUCCGGAUACGCUCCGAGCGCUCCCGAAAUUCCCACCACCAUCGUCAACAUCCCGCACCCGUCGGUGAUCUCGGCCCCGCUCCUGAAAUCCCUGCAUCCCAACGCCCUUCCCGGCAAUCCCAGUAAUCCCAGUAAUCCCAGUCCCGCCGUCCUGGCCGCCCCCGCGCCCACCCAGCCAGUGGCCAAGAAAAAGGGCGUGAAGCGGAAAGCCGACACCACCACUCCCACCACCACGGCCAUCAUCGCCACCAGCGGCGAAUCCUCUCCCUCCAUCCCCGAAAAUCCCAAAGCCGCCAAAAUCCCGGCGCGGCGCGAGAGCGGCCGCCCCAUCAAACCCCCCCGCAAGGAUCUGCCCGAUUCCCAGCAGCACCAAACUUCCAAGAAAGGGAAACUCUCGGAGCAGCUGAAAUACUGCAACGGGAUCCUCAAGGAGCUGCUGUCCAAGAAGCACGCGGCCUACGCCUGGCCCUUCUACAAACCCGUGGACGCCUCGGCGCUGGGGCUGCACGACUACCACGAGAUCAUCAAGCACCCCAUGGAUCUCAGCACCAUCAAGCGGAAGAUGGAGAACCGGGAAUACCGGGACGCGCAGGAAUUCGCGGCCGACGUGCGGUUGAUGUUUUCCAACUGCUACAAGUACAACCCCCCCGACCACGACGUCGUGGCCAUGGCCAGGAAGCUCCAGGACGUCUUCGAGUUCAGCUACGCCAAAAUGCCGGACGAGCCGCAGGAUUCCGGAGCGGCCUCGGCGUCGGCGCCGCUUCCCAUUUCCAAAUCCUCAUCCGAGGAAUCUUCCAGCGACGAGGACGAGGAUGAGGACGAGGAAGACGAGGACGAGGACGAGGAAAGCAGCACGGAAAGUUCCUCGGAAAGCGAGGAAAGCUCGGAUUCCGAGGAGGAACGAGCCAACCGCCUGGCGGAACUCCAGGAACAGCUGCGGGCAGUGCACGAGCAGCUGGCUGCCCUCUCGCAGGGCCCCGUUUCCAAACCUAAGAAAAAGAGGGAAAAGAGGAAGAAGAAAAAGUCGGAAAAGCACAAAGGGAGGGGAGGAGCGGACGAGGAAUCGCGGGCGAGGCAGGCGCAGCUGCGGAGGGCUCGGAAAGCCGGAGCGGGAGGAGGAUCCAAAAAUUCCAAGAAAUCUUCCAAACCCGCCAUCCCUGCUCCUCCCUCGUCGCUGCUGGAUUCCGAAGAGGAGGAGGAAUCCAAGCCCAUGACCUACGACGAGAAACGCCAGCUGAGCCUGGACAUCAACAAACUGCCCGGAGAGACUGGCAGGGUCGUGCACAUCAUCCAGUCCCGGGAGCCGUCGCUGCGCGACUCCAACCCCGAGGAGAUCGAGAUCGACUUCGAGACGCUGAAGCCGUCGACGCUGCGCGAGCUCGAGCGCUACGUGCUCUCGUGCCUGCGCAAAAAGCCCCGCAAGCCCUACAGCGAAACCCUGAAGAAGCCGGUGGGGAAGACGAAAGAGGAGCUGGCUCUGGAAAAGAAGAGGGAAUUGGAAAAGCGGCUCCAGGACGUCAGCGGGCAGCUGAACUCGGCCAAGAAACCGCCCAAGAAGGCGAGCGAGAAGCCGGAAUCCGCCCAGGCCGCGGCCGCUUCCCGGCUCAGCGCUUCCAGCUCCAGCUCCGAUUCCAGCAGCUCCAGCUCCUCCUCCUCUUCCUCGGACACCAGCGACUCGGAUUCCGGUUAGUCAGGGGCGGAAUUCCCAGAAAAACAACAACAAAAAAAUCCCGGAAAAAAAAAAAAAUCCCGGAAAAAAAAAAAUGGCCAGGAAAAAAAAAUCCCGGGGAAAAAAAAAAAAAAUCCCGAAAAAAAAAGGAAAAAAAAUUCCAGGAAAAAAAGAAAAAAAAAUUCCCAAGAAAAAAAAAUUCCGGGAAGAAAUUCUUGGGGAAAAAAAAAAAUUCCCAGGAAAAAAUUUAAAAAUCCGGGGUUGGAAAAAAGGAGAGAAACACCAAAAAAAAUCUGCCGGAAAAUGAGAAAUUUCUGGAAGAAAUAAAGAGGAAAAAAACAAAAAUUCCGGGAAAAAAAAAUGUUGGGAAGCGGCUCCGCGGGACCGGACCUGAGCUGAGCUGGGAAUUUUCCCCCUUUUCCCAAAAAAAAAAAAGAAGGAAAAUUGGAAAUCCCCCCCCUUUUCCCUUCCCCCCCUCACCCAGCGCGGACUUUUGGGAUAAACGGGGGAAUUCCGGGUUUUUCCGACCGGGAUGAGGCGUGCGAAUUAUUCCCAGUUUCCC
Molecule: messenger RNA, 3466 nt
Organism: Corvus hawaiiensis (hawaiian crow)
Lineage: Eukaryota; Metazoa; Chordata; Aves; Passeriformes; Corvidae
Gene: BRD2
Product: bromodomain containing 2
Biological process (GO): regulation of DNA-templated transcription; chromatin remodeling
Cellular component (GO): nucleus; chromatin
Source: RefSeq, a predicted model, not a curated record